ACGUCUCCUCUUGCUUUUGGCACCAAACCCCGACGUCUCUUGGCCCCUCCCCUUGGGCCCAAACCCCUCAGAGUCUCCUCUUGUCCUCCUUGCCCCCAAAAACUCUCAGACGUUCUUGACGUCCCCUUGUCCUCUUGGCCCCAAACUCCGGACGUCUUUUGGUUCCCCCUCCUUGGCCCCCAAACCUUCAGACGUCCCCUCUUGUCCUCCUUCACCAAACUCAGACGUUCUUGGUUCCCCCUCCUUGGCACCAACCCCGGGAGUCCCCUCUUGUCCCCCUGGCACCAAAUUCGGGACGUCUUUUGGUCUCCUCCUCCUUGGCCCCAAAACCCCAGAGCCCUUUUGUCCCCCUUGGCACCAAACUCUCAGACGUUUUUUGGUCCCUCCCCUUGGCACCAAACCCUAG
Messenger RNA from Penaeus monodon (black tiger shrimp), 406 nucleotides. RefSeq names its product classical arabinogalactan protein 4-like. The annotation marks the transcript as partial. The transcript has 2 exons. NCBI's taxonomy places the organism in Eukaryota, Metazoa, Arthropoda, Malacostraca, Decapoda, Penaeidae. The record is from RefSeq and is a predicted model, not a curated record.